Molecule: messenger RNA, 1643 nt
Organism: Trematomus bernacchii (emerald rockcod)
Lineage: Eukaryota; Metazoa; Chordata; Actinopteri; Perciformes; Nototheniidae
Product: cullin-associated NEDD8-dissociated protein 1-like
Exons: 9
Coding region: 633-1643 (336 amino acids)
Biological process (GO): protein ubiquitination; SCF complex assembly
Cellular component (GO): nucleus
Source: RefSeq, a predicted model, not a curated record
UGGUACUGAAUGUGCAUCAAAGUUUUCCUAUGGAGCCAAAUAUACCAAAAGAUAAAUGUAAACAACAGAAGAAGCGAUCGAAAUGUGUAUUUCCUGGUUAUCCGUGGCUCCUCAAAGUACACGCCCCUGACACAUUCCUGCCGUUAUAGAAUGUCACGAGUUCCCCGGUGUCACCAGUUAAACGGUAACACCGGCUCCUUCGCGACCGACACAUCACUACUUCCAACGCUCAUACUGCAGCCCCUCCCUCUCCCACUGCUACCAUGGUAACACUCUGAUACUCGCCCGCACCACUCUGAGAUUCGCACAGAGUAGACAGCAGUCAGCAGCAGGUUGCAGCAGGUUGCAGCAAAACGUUUCUUUCUACUGACUGGACUGGAGUUGACAAAAAUCCACCAGACUUCUAGAAGUUCAAUUUGGAUUGAGACAGGGAAAUAAUCUAAACCUCACGCGUGGCCCCGCCCUCUUCUCCCAGCUGACUGAACACCUGACCAAUGAGCUCGCAAAGGCCCCGCCCGUUUCCAUGGCGAGGACGUACAUCCAGUGCCUAGCAACCGUCAGUCAUCAGGGCGGCCAUCGAGUCGCUGUCCAAAGGAGAUGUUGCCACGGUGACAAAGCUUUGCCUUAAGUUCAUGACCUUUGACCCGAACUAUGACGAUGAAGAGGAGGAGGAAGACAGCAUGGACGUGGAGGAAGGGCUGGAGGAAGAGUCAGACGAUGAGUACAGUGACGAUGACGAUAUGAGCUGGAAGGUGCGUCGCUCCUCCAUCAAGUGUCUGGAGUCUCUGAUCGCGACGCGGCGGGACCUCCUGCUGAGCUUCUUCUCCUCCGUCUGCCCCGCCCUGCUGGCCCGCUUCAAGGAGCGUGAGGAGAACGUGAGGGCGGACGUGUUCAGCGCCUUCUCCUCGCUGCUCAGACAGACCCGAGGGGGAACCAGCCUGCAGGGAAACAUGAGGCCCGGGGGGGAGGAGCCGGCCCUCACACUGCUGAAGACACAGCUGUCCAAAGGAGAUGUUGCCACGGUGACAAAGCUUUGCCUUAAGUUCAUGACCUUUGACCCGAACUACAACUAUGACGAUGAAGAGGAGGAGGAAGACAGCAUGGACGUGGAGGAAGGGCUGGAGGAAGAGUCAGACGAUGAGUACAGUGACGAUGACGAUAUGAGCUGGAAGGUGCGUCGCUCCUCCAUCAAGUGUCUGGAAGUCUCUGAUCGCGACGCGGCGGGACCUCCUGCUGAGCUUCUUCUCCUCCGUCUGCCCCGCCCUGCUGGCCCGCUUCAAGGAGCGCGAGGAGAACGUGAGGGCGGACGUGUUCAGCGCCUUCUCCUCGCUGCUCAGACAGACCCGAGGGGGAACCAGCCUGCAGGGAAACAUGAGGCCCGGGGGGGAGGAGCCGGCCCUCACACUGCUGAAGACACAGUUCAAUUUGGAUUGAGACAGGGAAAUAAUCUAAACCUCACGCGUGGCCCCGCCCUCUUCUCCCAGCUGACUGAACACCUGACCAAUGAGCUCGCAAAGGCCCCGCCCGUUUCCAUGGCGAGGACGUACAUCCAGUGCCUAGCAACCGUCAGUCAUCAGGGCGGCCAUCAAGUCGAAACUCUCCACCCUUCAAAGGGUCUCACACACUCUUGUGGGUGUGUGUAA